AUGUCCAACAGGGGAGACUAGGCCUGGCCGGAGAUGUGCCCCAAGGGCUCCUACACCAGUGGCGUCAGUUUCAAGGUAGAGCCACCCCAGGGUGUGAUGGAGGACGACACGGCACUCAAUGGGAUUUGGCUGCACUGCUCCUGUGGUGGGGACCCCAGUGGCGGCUACACAGCUGAGUCCCAGUGUGGCAAGCCACCCCAGCGCGGGCUCCUGAGCGAUGAAGUGGCCACCACCAGCGCCCACUUUGCCUACUCUGAUGGGCACGUACUGGAGGGGCCGGGGUCUGCCUGGGGCCAGUGGGGCGGCUGGAGCCCCCAGUGCCCCAGGGCAGCAUGUGGCAUCCAGACACAGCAGGAUCCUGCACGGGGCCUGAAGGGGGAUGACAUGGCCCUGAAUGAUCUGCGUCUCUUCUGCCCUUAACGAACACUGGCAACCCCCUGCAGAGCACCCAAUGCCAUGACCCAGCCCCACAGCAAAGCCUGUGCCCCGGGGUCCACUUUCCUAGGACCCCACAUCCACUGGCAGAUGCCUUAGCCCUGGUACCCUCAGGGGGCACCUUCCCCUCAUUCCCAUGGGCUCCAUCAUUGCAUAUGUGCUGCUGCCAGCCCCCCAACACUUACCCUGGUUCUGAGAGAUGCUCCCAAGUCCUUUCUGCCCCCACCCAGACUUCCAGAUAUUCCCCAGAAUCUCCAGGACUGUCCCUGUCCUACCCUGAAAUAAGCUUCUGGUAAAAGCAUGCUCCGUCGUUGGGAGAGGGCAAACCAGGGCAGCGGGGCGGAGAAGCAGGGAGCUGCGGCUGGCCCUGCCAGGGCACGAGGAUGCAACCCCCACCUAAGGCGGUAACCAAGAAGUUGCAGCUGGACCCUCCUCAAAGGGCAAAAGGAUGGAAGGCUGCAGGCACUGGAGGAAAUCCUCUAGUGUGUCCCCUGCUCCGGGCACAGAUCCCCAGCUGUGCCCCCAGCUUGGGGCAGGGAGGAAAAAGAGCCCCAGGGCCAGGCACCACUGGGAGUCGAACCCAGGAUCUCCUGUUUACUAGACAGGCGCUUUAACCAGCUGAGCCAUGGCACCUGCCUGCCCCACUGCCAUGGGGUGCCCCACAGCCAUGGGAUGUGCCACAGCCACUGCCUCUGUCCCCAUCCUGCUGCCACCCAGACACCAGGGUCACCUGUAAGACCAAUGGGCCUGGGCACAGGGUUGGGAAUCCAGGGACGAGGGACAGUCCUGUGUGUCACGCUAAGCUCAAAGCUGCCAGCAACUGCGGGGUGUUUCUGGGAGAUAAAAGUCAACGGCCGGGUUGCAAAUGAGCUCUGCACCAGCCAGGUGGGA
This is a messenger RNA of Aquila chrysaetos chrysaetos, 1326 nucleotides long. Its product is annotated as vitelline membrane outer layer protein 1 homolog. The transcript is spliced from 3 exons. NCBI's taxonomy places the organism in Eukaryota, Metazoa, Chordata, Aves, Accipitriformes, Accipitridae. The record is from RefSeq and is a predicted model, not a curated record.